Molecule: messenger RNA, 1710 nt
Organism: Corylus avellana
Lineage: Eukaryota; Viridiplantae; Streptophyta; Magnoliopsida; Fagales; Betulaceae
Product: protein DETOXIFICATION 16
Biological process (GO): xenobiotic detoxification by transmembrane export across the plasma membrane
Cellular component (GO): membrane
Molecular function (GO): xenobiotic transmembrane transporter activity; antiporter activity
Source: RefSeq, a predicted model, not a curated record
UCUCAUGAACUUGACGCUUUAACACAAGGUUCUGGGUGAAUAUGGAAGAGCAAAAAGCAAGUAUGGAAUCGCCGCUGCUGAUUCCAAAAGCUCAAGGAAAAGCAUUCCAAUCGAGAGAGGGAUUCAGCAAAGAUGAGGUGGUCGCAGAGGUGAAGAAGCAGCUGUCCUUGGCAGGGCCGCUUGUGUCUGUUAAUCUCCUGGUAAAUUGUUUGCAGGUGAUUUCAGUCAUGUUUGUAGGUCAUCUUGGAGAGUUAGCUCUUUCUGGUGCUUGCAUGGCCACUUCCUUUGCAUCAGUCACCGGUUUCAGCUUGUUGCUUGGAAUGGGAAGCGCAUUAGACACAUUCUGUGGUCAGUCGUACGGUGCAAAACAGUAUCACAUGCUGGGAAUACACAUGCAGAGGGCUAUGUUUGUUCUUCUCCUGGCCUGCAUUCCACUUGCACUGAUAUGGGCAAAUGCUGGCCAUAUUCUUGUAUUCUUGGGACAAGACCCAGAAAUCGCAGCAGAAGCUGGUCGUUAUGCUCGCUUCAUGAUACCAAGUAUUUUUGCUUAUGCGCUCCUCCAGUGUCAUGUCAGAUUCUUAAAAGCCCAAAACAACGUAGUUCCUAUGAUGGUUAGCACAGGAAUUACGACAUUAGCACAUUUACUCAUUUGUUGGUUUCUGGUAUUCAAGUCUGGCCUUGGAAAUAAGGGUGCUGCUUUGGCAAAUGCAAUCUCUUAUUGGAUCAAUGCAUCGAUACUCAUAGUUUAUGUUCGAAUUUCUCCCACCUGUAAGAAGACGUGGAACGGGAUUUCAAUGGAAGCAUUUCAUGGGAUUCCCAAGUUUCUAAAACUAGCAAUACCCUCGGCUGUAAUGAUCAGCUUGGAAAUCUGGUCAUUCGAAAUGAUGGUUCUCUUAUCUGGUCUUUUACCUAACCCAAAGCUCGAGACAUCAGUGCUGUCAAUCAGCCUUAACACUUGUUCAUUGGCCUUUAUGAUACCGCUCGGUCUAAGUGGUGCAACAAGCACAAGAGUUUCAAAUGAGCUGGGUGCUGGGAGACCACAAGCAGCUCGUCUAGCUGUGCGCGUCGCUUUAUCCAUGGUUACUACAGAGGGCAUUCUGGCAGCCACUGCCAUGAUAUUGGGCCGUCAUGCUUGGGGCUAUUGUUACAGCAAGGAAGAGGAAGUAGUAACAUAUGUGGCACAAAUGGUGGUCUUGAUUGCAGUAUCUCACUUUUUUGAUGGUAUUCAGUCUGUGCUUUCAGGCAUUGCUGCAGGAUGUGGGUGGCAAAAGAUUGGGGCUUAUGUUAAUCUGGGAGCUUAUUAUCUAAUGGGCAUUCCCACGGCUAUAUUAUUAGCUUUUGUCUACCAUAUUGGUGGAAAGGGACUCUGGAUGGGAAUUAUAGUGGCGCUCAUUGUGCAAGGAUUAUCCCUUUCGAUAAUAACCCUACGCAUUGAUUGGGAGAAAGAAGUGAAGAAAGCUUCUGAUAGGGUAUAUGAUUCAAUGACUCCAGCAGAUGCAGCAUUGCCGUAAAGCUGCAUCAAAGGCAAUUAAUAUUUGCCAGUGCCAUCCGAUUCUUGAAAGGCACAAUAAGGAACCACAUUCAUGCCAUCUUAGAAACUGCAUGCAAUUGUAAAUUGGACUAAUAUGGCUGUCAUGCCCAAUUUUAUGACUCCAUCUCAGGAAAACUGUGCCAGUUUAGUGAUAUAAUAUAGAGUGUCACCUUCACGCU